UAAAAAAUUAGAUGUAAACUAUCACGACAUCAAACCGCUCACGACGGUGUUUUCACGGUUUUUGCUUUCUCUUGAUCACAGGAUAUGUUCCAGUUUAGUUACUAAUUUAAAGUUACUUAGUUCACUGUUGUGAGUUUAUUUUAAUUAGCGGGGGAGGGUACGGUGUUCUUCACAGAACAAUAAGAGCAGCAACUCCUGUCCGGGAAAAGCAAAACAUUAGCAAUGUCGGAGAACCCCUCCAGUGGGCCAGGCUCCAGCCUGAGCUUUCGAUCCGGCUGCAGGAUGCUGCUGAACCUGGUCAGGGAGCGGGACUCGUUUGUCUCCUCUCCAGAGAAGGUGAUGUCUCCCAUCACUGACCUGGCUAACAACUUCAGCAACCUUAGUGCAUUCGCAGGAGGUGACACUCCAAAACGCUGCCUGGAUCUCUCCAAUCUGAGUAGUAAUGGGGAAACCUUGUCACCCCUAACGGCAUCACCAGACACGAGAGACUCAGAUCAUCCUGUCUCCCCUUGUCACUUGGAGUCCCCUGUACAGAGACAUCAAAAGGUCACUCCAGAACCGGACUCUGUUAGAAGCAAGAAACCUCACAUAAAACGGUUCAAGCGUAUACUGCCUAAUUUGCUGUGUAGUAGUCCAAAGUGUAACGACAAUUCCAAAGGAAUGCAGCUGGGCGUUGUGGACAGCAGCCCGAUGUUUAAUAACAAAGAAAAUGAUCCCGACUGGUUCAAAAAGCCCAACAGAGCUGCUCCCCAUUCUCUUAAUCUUCAAAACACAGAUUUGGAGAAAUUUGAAUUUCACAACGGCUUGCUCAUACCGGAUGUCUAUGUGGAUGAGUGUGAGAUGAACGUGCCGUGCAGUCCGAUAACUCUUGGGGGUUUUGAAGAACACGAUGGAUACAUGGAGAUUAUCAAUGGAGAUGAGAGAGAGAAUUACAGUAAUGCAAACAUAUCCUCCAGUAUGGCACUGCUGUUGUCCGAUCCCCUAAUGAGCCAGGAGAUGGAUUUCUCUAUCCAGGCUCCCAAACACAGGUCCAGGAAGGGACUGUUCAGGUCUCCUUCCAUGCCUGAGAAGCUGAACCGGCCAUUGCUGAAGAGAGCGUGCCGGCAGCAGGAUGUGGAGACCCCAGUGAAAAUCAAGCGUCGGAAAAGCAUCAGCAGCCCCAUUCAGGAGGAGAGAGAGGAGGAGGACAUGAGGACACAGAGACUGUUGCUGAAGAAGACUCUCUCGCUGUGUGAUGUAGACAUCAGCAAGGCUCUAGAUGAAGAUGUGGGCCACAAAGAGCUGAUCGGAGAUUUCACUAAGGUCUACGCCUUGCCCACUGUAACAGGGAGACACCAAGAUCUCAAAUACAUCACAGCGGAAACUAUGGCUGCUGUACUCUGUGGAGAAUUCAGCAGUCUUAUUGAGAAGUACUUCAUCCUGGACUGCCGCUACCCUUAUGAGUACGAAGGAGGACAUAUAAAGGGGGCGCUGAAUCUCCACAAACAGGAUGACAUUUCCAAUUUCUUUCUAACAAAAAUCAUCACCCCCACUUCAGAAGAUAAACGCGUUGCUGUCAUCUUCCACUGCGAGUUCUCUUCUGAAAGGGGGCCCAAGAUGUGCCGUUUCCUCAGGAAGGAGGACAGGAGUGUGAAUGUGUAUCCUGCUCUGCAUUACCCCGAGCUGUACAUCCUCAAAGGAGGCUACAAAGAUUUCUUCCCUGAAUUCAAAAUGUGGUGUGAACCCCAGUCCUACUGCCCCAUGCACCACGAAGACUAUAAAGAUGAGCUGCUGAAAUUCAGAACGAGGAGCAAGUCAUGGGCUGGGGAACGGCGACGACGGGAGCAGAUCACACGGCUGAUGAAGCUGUAAGACGAGACAACAGGGGGGGGGGGGUCUUCUAAUGUAGACAGAACUAAAGAAAUUUCUGCUCUCACCAAAUGAUCUGUGGAUCUUAAUGGAUUCCAUUUUUACCCUAUGUUGUACAUGGGUAAAAUGAAAUCUUCUUGGGUUCUUUUGAAACCCAACAUCACACAACAGCCUGAUUUCUGUAAUUUAGUUUUUAUAGGUCACUUAACAGAUUUAGUAAUCAUUUAUGAUGGGAAUCUUGUAUUUCGGACAAUUAAAUUAAUCGAGGUGUGUUUUGUCCGUUUUUAAAAUCACAAUCUAUAAAUUGAUUUUUAGUAUCCCUAAAUUUUAAUGUGCAGUAUUUAUAUUGUUUUGUUUUUGUUAUCUACAUAAAAAAAAAAAAAAAAAAAAAAAUCCUAUACCUUUCUGGACAGACCUAGAUUCCAAAAUCUGUGGUAUAUAAAGCCCUUCAGAGUUGCAUUUGGCUGCCGAUUUUACUUUUGCUUAUUUGUUUUGUUUUUUUUAUAGAGACCAAACUACAAAAUAUUUGGUUUCUAUGUCUUGUGUUGUGUGGGGAUAUUAUUUUUAGUUUGGCACCAAGUUUAGGUGCAGGAUACAAAGGUUUACAGAACUACUGGCAUUAUUAUUACUCGAAUUUCAACAAAAUGAAGUUCAUCAACUAGAAACCGAUCUCCUUCUCUGAAAUCCAGCUGUGGAUUAUCCACAUCCAAUCAACUGUAGUAAAUGAAUGCAUUUCAAGAGGGACAUGUCUAGCCUUUAACAAAUGUCAGAUCAUGCUGUGCUUGGCUGCACUCCUAUUGCAAUGCAAUGAUUCUCUUGUACUAUUAUAUUUUUGUGUUCUCUGUGAAGGUCCAUGUCUAAUAUAAUUCUGUAUUUUUAUUACUUGAAUGCCCUGCAAAAAUAAAUUACAUUUUAUAUGAUUUGAGUAAAUAUCAUUCUAAAAUGCUGAAUUUUAUUGAAUUUAUUCUUGUGUGUGCCUUGGAUUGUGAUAGUUUCUGAAGUACUGUACUCUAUUGUCUUUUUGAUUCUACGUGGUUUGUACUGUACUAGUGAUCUACUGCUGCCAGACAUGGUAUCUUGAUAUUGGUCUAAAUGUAAUCAUGCUUUUAUUAGGGUCGAUGAAACAGAAUUGUGCAUACAAUAGAACGUUCAGUACCAAUACUGUGUUUGUGGCUAAAAAUUACAUUAGAGCAUUACUUUGUGUGUUCUGAAAGAGGAUUAUUGCUACUGAAUCUCUGCAUCUGAAGUCUUGAAUAAUGACUGGAGGGUUACAUUAAUCCUGCUACAGCACUAUCAUGGUACAGAGGUAGAGAGGAAGCUGUGACAGGGGCAGUUGUCUUUAAUCAAGUCCUGUUACAAACAGCCUGGUUUGAAAUGUCUUUUUAAAAUGUUCCACUGCCUGUGAACCAAGUGAGAUUGUAUUUAUUUGUUCUUUAAAAGGAGAGGGUAUUGAAAGUAGACAACUCUUUGUGGUAAUUUAGGGACUUCAUUGCUUUUUGUUUUGUAAUAUUUAACAAUUGAGCAUGAUCCCUUGUGCCUGUUUGUACCAGUCAGGGGAGGGUUAAUGGUUCACAGUAUCAAUAAUUCACUUUGUCUUGGACAUGAUGAUGCAUUCAGCUGCCAGUAAUAACUUUUGCAUCUACAGCACUGUGUCAUUUCCCAGUAUAUUAUUUAUGUUAUCAAAUAGGAUUUCAACACAGUGCACAUUUUAUUGUUUGAGUACAUGACUAUGGAUGAUGAUUUUAUAAGAAAGACAUGAUCUGAUCACCUCUUACACAUUCUCAGAAGGUUCAAGAACCUUUUGUGGGCGUCUGGUACCUUUUUAUCUUUGGUGCAAUGUUUAGAUAUUAUUAUUAUUAUUAUUAUUAUUGUAGUGGUUAACAUCAUUGCAAUGAUUCCUUCCAAGAAUAUGGGUUUGUUAUUUGAGUCAUGAUGGGUCUGCAAUGGUAUAAUACAAUGUUUUAAUUGCAUGCAAUCAGAAGCUGUGGUAAUCCCCUUCCUCCUUUUAACAGCAUUAUAGUUAUACAAAUAAUGAAGGAAGUACAGAUUUUAGCUCUGCUUUUGUCCUCUAAAAUAUUUGUUGCCAUUAGUAACGUGUACUAUUUUUAGCUGAGUGUUUUACUGUAGCAAAAUGAUAAAAACCCAAUUGUUGGGCUUUCCAACAAGUGUGUUUUAGAUAAAUGUGGUUGUUUCCUUUUACCUUGUGAAAAUCAAAUGUAACAGUAAAACUGCCAAUUCUGAUCCAUGAAGACCGAAAAUGAAAACGAAUAAACUUGUAUAUAUUGUUUUAUCAUUCUUAUGUUUCCUUUUUAAUAUCUGGGAUGGAUUUGUAAUGAUGUGCGUUAAAGUAAGGCUUCAAUGUUCACAAAUAUUUCUCGAUGUCUAACUGUUGUAAACUAACCUGUACUGUUUAAACUGUAAAUUUUGAAGCAAAAUCACUGGACUGGCUCCCACAAUGAAAAGGUCAAACAUUGAAGUUAACUGUGAUGAAAUAGCAGUGGAGCCACUGG
Messenger RNA from Polyodon spathula (Mississippi paddlefish), 4358 nucleotides. Its product is annotated as M-phase inducer phosphatase 1-B-like. Lineage: Eukaryota; Metazoa; Chordata; Actinopteri; Acipenseriformes; Polyodontidae. The record is from RefSeq and is a predicted model, not a curated record. The transcript is spliced from 17 exons. Gene Ontology annotation, cellular component: nucleus; cytoplasm. Bases 223 to 1851 code for a protein of 542 amino acids. Gene Ontology annotation, biological process: positive regulation of G2/MI transition of meiotic cell cycle; positive regulation of G2/M transition of mitotic cell cycle; protein dephosphorylation. Gene Ontology annotation, molecular function: protein tyrosine phosphatase activity.